UUAUUUUAAUUUGGGUUUAAAUUAGACAUAAAAGAUUUUUGCCUUCUGUUUUUUUCAAGCACUCUUUGCACAAAAAAGAGGAUUACUACCGAACGCAUUACCGGAAAUACACGGGUGUGGUGUCAUUUUGAAGCCAAGAAGGAGAGGUAACUGGAGCUGUAAGCGGUUUCCGUGUUCCUCCGACCGCCAGGGGUCAUUACGCUCGGCUGCUGAGUUUUCGCAAAUAAAAUCUCCUGUUUGAAACGCCACGCUCUUUUGGCUCUAAUGGGCUCCUUGCACAAUUAUAUCCGCAUUCUCCUUAAUGCUGCUCCGGCGUUUCCGGUUUAGCGUUUCCGGUUUUCCACUACACUCGCAAUGGCGGUAUUUUUCAGUCGGUGUCUGCAGGAGCUUCCAAAAAUGACGUUCAUCGGAUAUGUAAGGAGACCAGUAAAGCCCCCUCUAGCAAGUUGGAGAAGGGCUUUAAAUUGUAUGCCUCGUCAUACAUACACAACUACGAAGAUUGGACUUUCUGAUUCAUCUCCUGUUGUGCUGACACACACAUGCUGUUCAUGUGUCGCAGGCACUGCCCUAUGCAACCAUAUAGUGGCUUUGCUUUUUCAAACUGCACAUUUUUCUCAGCUCAGUGUGCCAGUCGUUCCCCCUGUGCACAGCUGUACUGAAACUGAACAGCGCUGGCACAAACCUCGGACAAUCGGUGUAAAGCCAGGACCAAUCAACAACAUGGUGAUCACAAAACCUGUGCCAAAUCGAACAUCUCAAGGUGGAGUUAGGAGUGGACUCUACAGGGGCAUGGUGGGCCCUUUACCGGAUCCAUGCAUGUUUAGAGUGACAGAGGCCUAUGAAAAAUUCAGCCUUGAAGACAAACCACUGGUGACCACUAUGGGCAUGGCACCCCACAAGCCAGCUGUGCAGUGUGCAUUUGGUAUGGUGCAGGAAGGCAGUGUUCUGUCAUAUCAGCAGCCUGUUUUACCAUCAUGACACAUCACUCUCCACCCUGAUGUGCCAUCAACCCCACUUCUUCCUCUAAAAGACCACCACCUUGAUGCACCCACCUGUGCUUUUGUGUGCACUGAACAGGAACUCUUUCACCUGAAGUCUUUGGAGGUGUCACUUGAUAUGGCUCACAAAAUUGAGAUGUCAACUCGGGAGCAGAAUUCUUGUGCUGACUGGCAUCUGCUCUGCAAGCCUAGAGUAACAGCGUCACGUUUUCGUGAGGUGUGCCAUGUCAGAGGGCAUAGCUCUGCAGAGUCCCUUGCUGAACGCAUCAUCAGAGGUACCAGACAGAUGGCAGAAAUGAAGAGAGGUCUAGAGAUGGAGUCCGGAGCAGCAUCUGAGUAUUGCGGGAUACUCAAUGUAAAUUACACACCAUGUGGCCUCAUCAUCCACCCAGAUGCUCCCUGGCUUGGUGCAUCCCCUGAUGGUGUCGUAUUUGACCCCACUGAAUACCCCCAGUUUGGCUUGGUCGAGAUUAAAUGCCCUAAUGUGAAGAAUUACAUUGACUGUAAGUAUCUGUAUCUGGAGUACGGAUGUUCAAAACUAAAAAAGACACAUGCGUAUUACUGGCAGAUUCGAGGUCAGUUACUAAUCA
This is a messenger RNA of Pygocentrus nattereri (red-bellied piranha), 1588 nucleotides long. RefSeq lists its product as uncharacterized. NCBI's taxonomy places the organism in Eukaryota, Metazoa, Chordata, Actinopteri, Characiformes, Serrasalmidae. The coding region runs from base 355 to 978 and encodes 207 amino acids. The record is from RefSeq and is a predicted model, not a curated record. The transcript is spliced from 4 exons. Gene Ontology annotation, molecular function: zinc ion binding.